AUGCUAGAAGAUCUCUCUGUAGAAGAUGGCGGCGGCGGAGGAGGAGACUUUUCUCAUCAAGUAACAACUGUAAAAUCAGCUGAAAAGCCGCCAUCGCCAAGAAAUGAAACGAAAUUAUGCGGAUUACAAAAUCAAGGAGCUACUUGUUAUCUAAAUGUACUCAUUCAAACAUUGCUCUAUACACCAGCGUUUCGUGAACCUCUUUUCCAUCUAACUCCAAAAGAUCUUAAUCUUCCAGCAAAUUACAAUGAUCAAACUUCACUAUCAGCUAAUGGAGGAAGUAGUUUAAAAGUUCGUAAAAUAAUUGUCGAAUUACAACGUCUGUUUGCUGAAAUGCUUUUACUUAAUCAGCAAGCUUGUUCGUCCAUUCGAUUAACAGAUAGUUUUGGUUGGCAAUCACAUGAAGCUAUUGAUCAUCACGAUGUUCAUGAACUAAAUCGUUUAUUAUUUGACGCUAUUCAAAAAUCUUUACAAGGUACAAAACAAUCAAACUUAAUACGUUUAUGCUACGAAGGAUCUACAAUCAAUUAUACACAGUGUAAAGCAUGCCAGAAAAUAUUCAAACGAUCAGAAGAUUAUCAAGACCUACCAUUAGUUGUACAAGAUAGUCCUAAUCUACAAACGUCCUUAGCGAACAUAUUUACCAUUCGAGAACAGUUAAUAGGAGAUAAUCAAUAUCGAUGUUCAUCAUGUGCGAAUAAACUAUGCGAUGCUGAAAAGUGGGCAAAAAUAAGUAAAUUGCCACCAAUAUUAACUUUACCAUUACAACGUUUUGUUUAUGAUAUUAAAACUGGUAGUCGACAAAAAAAAACGACACGUUACGAGUUUCCAUUUGAGAUUGAUUUAAAAGAAUUUUGUGAAGAAUCAGUCAUUGAAACAAAUUAUGAAUUGUUUGCCGUUGUUAUUCAUCAAGGUACAUGCUAUUCGGGACACUAUUAUGGUUAUAUAAAAGAUAUCGAUCAUAUUGGCACAUGGGUUUCUCCACCACCGCCAUCUUCACCGUCGACGAAAUCUGCAAAUAAACAAAAGCCAACUAGCAGCCAAAAUAGUAACAUCUCGAAUACAUCACCGAAUAAUAAUCGAAACUCAAAUGAAUCAGCUGAUACAAAAGAGGAGACAAUGAAAAAACUUGAUUUAGUUAAAACAUUACUAUUAUCUUGUGACGAUUAUGUUACUAUUGAUUAUCUUCUUCAAAUUUAUCGUAAAAAUACGACAACAUCAUGGAAUAGUACUCGUGGUGUUCAUGGUUCCUUCACUAAGUUUCUUCGAAGUUACCCGGAUGUAUUUCAAGUCGAUGAUAAACGUGUUCGAUUAGUUGAACGAAACUGUGACAUGGAUAUAGAUAUGAAUGAAAUCGAUGAGAUGGAUUUCGAAUCAUCACAAAAUGAAAUUCCAUCAAAUAAUGAUAUUGAUAAUGAUGAACAUUGGUUUUGUUUUGAUGAUUCAUUUGUAACAUGUGUUACACGAGAGCAAAUAAAAAAGCAUUAUGGACAAAAUGAUUGUGCUUAUAUGUUAUUUUAUCGACGAAAAGAUCGAAAUAGAUCAAAAAUGGAUUGUUCAGAUAAUACUCCUUAUUCAAUACCACAAUGGUUAUUUGAUGAAGUUUUAGAAAAAAACAAAAUUCUAGAUGAAAAACGUGAGGCGUAUGAAAAAUAUAAAAAUCAAUUACUAGUUACACUCUAUCCAAGUGAAUGGUUUGAAGUUAAAGAUGGCUGUCGACUUACUUUAAACAAUAAUGAUCAAGUAUUAUUCCCAGAUAAAUAUGGCGAACAUAUAUUUGACAAGCGAACAAAAAUGAAUGACUUUAUUUCGAAAUUAGAGGAUGUCUAUGGCAUAGGAAAUCAUUUUUAUGUUGCUAAAAAACUUCGUUCUGGUCAAUUACAUGUGAUAAAUGAAUUAGUCUGCUCAAGUAGUGAUAAAACCUUAGAUAAAAGCGAUCUAUCCAAUUAUCAUAAUAUUAUCGUUUAUACAAGUUCAUCGUCAUUACCAGAUACUGUUCUACAAGGUGAAGAGUUUGAACCCAUCAUGCUUACUAUAGUCUAUGGUUUUCCUGAUGCACAUGUUCAUGCAGCACGAUUACAAACUAUAAAGCAUAUAUCAAAAAAUACGACAUUAUUAGAAUUAAAAGAAAUUCUCUAUUAUGAUUACUUUGGACAUGAUGAUCCUCAGAAAUUGAGACAAAUUCGUAUGGGUAAAUUAAACUUAGAAGAAAAAAAUAAUCGUAAAUCACGUCGAGAAUAUAAGGUCGAUGAAGAAAAGCAAACAUUAGCUCAACUACGUUUACAAGAUGGAGACACAUUAGGAAUUGAUGAUAAAAAUUCUUUUGUACCUAAUUGGAAAAAUGUAUCAUCGAACAGUACAAAUAUGGCUAUAAAUCAAUUAUCAUUAACAGUUAAAAAUAGUAUUGAUACAAAUAAUACAAAACCAAUGACUUAUAGUUGUUUAAAUACAACAUCUAUUGGACAUGUGAAAUCGAUGGCAAUUCAAGCAUUCAAUUUAUCAAUAGAGUCGUGUAUGUGUCGUUUACAUAUUGAUGACCCCGAUGUUGAACACAUUCCUCUUUAUGAUCAGCAAACUGUUGAUUCAAUUGAAUUUAAACAGAAUAAUACAAAUUUAUGUUUAAAAUUUGGUGCACCAUUAAAAGAGAAUGAUCUUCUUCUUUACAUUCUAUCUGAUCGGGAUCCAUGUUCAUUAGAACUUGUUGUUGAUAAAAACAUAACACUAUCACAUUUAUGGUUGUUAAUUAAACAAGAAUUGAAUAUGGAUGACACCGAUAAUGAAUAUCAUUUGUGUGAAGUGAAACCAACACUAAUUGACGAUGGAAUACCAUUGAAUGAUUUUGAUCAAACAUUGGCUGCUAAUGAACUUGCAAAUGGAGCUCAAUUAACAAUGAGACCAGGAAGUGUUGCAAAGAAAAAUCAUGUUCGAUUGAAAAUUUCAAGGAUUAUUGAUAAAACUUAUCAACCAAAUGAAGCUAUUCAUACUGAACCAAAACUAGAAAUGAUUGAACUAGAAGAAAUAUUUGAGCUGCCAGUUAUAUCUCCAUUCAAUGUACUCCGUGAAAGUAUUGCCAAACAUAUUGAAUAUAAAGUUCCUGUCGGUUAUUCACGUGACGUUAAACCAUUAGAUUUUAUUCGUCUUUAUUCAAUUGAAGACAAUCGAACGGUUUCUAUCGUGCACGAACCGAUUCUUACUACAUUAAAACAAGCAAAAGUUCAAGAUCUUGACUCAUAUGCAUUUGAAUUAUUAGGUCAUCCUGAGUCAUUAGCAAAAAAAGAUUUACUUCUUAAUAUAGUGUAUUCAAAAGAUGAGGAUGAAAAUUAUUUUCAACAUCAAUUUGAAGUUCAUUGGCCAUUAAAAGAAAAUAUAACUGCUAAAUAUGAAUAUCUUGAAAACCAUGUACUGACACGUUUAUCAUCGUUUAUGAGCAAUGAUCUUCAUUAUAAAAAUGUUUCAAAGCAAGCUCUAAAAGUUACUUUGGCACGUUAUUUUCCUGAUCGUGCACAAUGGAUAGUGAUUGAAUCAGGAUCAUCACCAUCGUCAUCAAAUACAAAUCAAUCAGCGAGUAAAAAAAACAAAACAUCAAGUCCAUCAACAAAAGCAUCUAAAUCAAAUCUUAGACUAGAACCUUAUAAACUAACUGAUUUAACUGUUAUUGGUGUUCUUGAAGGUGAAUAUUUAACGGCAAAUGAUUUUGAUACACCGUAUGAUCAACAGACAAGAAAAGAAAUUGAACAUGACAAACAACAAAACCGUCUCAAUCGUGAACGUAAUCGAACUGAUAAUAAUGAUCGAAGUCAAGCCAAUGGUUCUAGUAGUACACGUCGAAAAUCACCACAAAAUACAAUGCGUAUUACGGUUGACGAUUUUGAUAGUUAA
Molecule: messenger RNA, 3879 nt
Organism: Rotaria socialis
Lineage: Eukaryota; Metazoa; Rotifera; Eurotatoria; Philodinida; Philodinidae
Source: the annotation of a GenBank genome assembly